AUGGGUCAUGGACCAUGGGCUCACCAAAGCGACCAAGACAAGGUUUAUUACAUGGGCAUGGGAUUUCCUCCAGGCAUUUAUGGGAUUUCUAAGGUCAUUUUAAGGUCUAACCAGGAUAAUAUCCAACUGCAUAUACGUACAACGAAUGACCUUUCACGCAUAACGCCUAACGAAGUGUACGACGCAAUAUCUCGUCUUAAUGUUACAACUACAAAUGAGGUUUCCUUACUAGACAAGACGACCACAAAGGCGAACAAGCUCUGGAAUAGUUGGGAGAAGAAAGAUUCGGGAUGGCAGAAAAAGGUAGUUGAGUUUGGGAACAAGGCUCUAAAGAGGAUACCAUAUGAGGAAUGGGGGCUGAAGUCGGUACCUCCCCUGUCUAAACGAAGACAAGAGGAAGAGCUGAGUGAUAAAGAGAAGGUUGAGGUCUCAUUUCCCUCGACUUUUCUUCCCCGAGAGAGAGUUUUGGAAAUUUUGGAAAUUCUUGGCACGGAAAGAAAACAACUUCAUAAGACGAGAUUGUGGGGUUCAAUCAUUGGGAUGCCUAUAGUUGCUCCCUUUGCGCUUGUGCCUAUGAACAAGAUCCCGUUUCCUGAUCCGAGGUGUACGACUCCUACAAAGUCAUCCAAGUCGAAAGUAUCAAAUGUUGAGACUAUGCUACUUCAUGCUUCUGACGGAAAGAGAAUUGCAAAAGCAUUAGACAUACCUGAGUUGCAAAUGGAACUUGAUCGAGCUGUAUGGCAAGUAGAAAAUGAUCUUGAAGCUAAAAGAAAGCUGGGGGAGGAAAAAGAACAAUUGGGUCGGAGCGAGGAAAAGGGCAAGAAAAAAUAG
This is a messenger RNA of Sclerotinia sclerotiorum 1980 UF-70, 831 nucleotides long. RefSeq lists its product as hypothetical. NCBI's taxonomy places the organism in Eukaryota, Fungi, Ascomycota, Leotiomycetes, Helotiales, Sclerotiniaceae. Gene Ontology annotation, cellular component: mitochondrial inner membrane. The coding region runs from base 1 to 831 and encodes 276 amino acids. Gene Ontology annotation, biological process: proton transmembrane transport; potassium ion transport. The transcript has 4 exons. The record is from RefSeq and is a predicted model, not a curated record.